GCCCAACCCCAAAUUACUACCCUGAGAGGAAACGGUGAUGACGAAAGCGCGUAAAUCGGCAGCUGGAACCAAGAGGUGCUCUGGUUGCGCGGUUUGAACGGUGAACACAAGUGCUUAGCCGGAGGCUCCACAUACGAGGGAAGCUUUGGUUACGCGUGCGUUCCCAUUUGGAUCGGAGAAGGAUGUUGCCCCGUGUGUCUCUUAUUGUCUUCAGUGUCUGAUUUUUUUUUUUUUUUUUUUGAGUUUGAGAUGCAUCGCGUGUUGUGCCAUCCUCUGCAGCGCGGUAAACUUUACAGGCUAAUGAGUCACAUUUGACCAUUUAAAAGUGCCAGUAAAAAGAGGAAGAAGUUUAUUCACUGAAAAUGUCCACGACGCAACUCAUCUCCCCGGCGCCCAACCAGAGCUACCUUUCCACGGCCACCUACGAGAAGACAGACCCCGUGGGGGUGGAGAGGCAAAUUCGCCUGCUGCUUUUUGGCUUGUGCGUAACCAUCGCCGCCGCUACCUUCGUCGGAGGUGUGUAUUCGCUGCUCUCUCUCCUCCGGAUGAGGAGAAAAACCUCCUUGUGUCUUAUUGUGGCUUCCAUGUCGGUGGACGAUCUGCUCAGUGUGGUCCCUCUGUCCUUGUUCAUGCUCCUGCAGUGGGAGACGGAUGGAGGUGGAGGGUCGGGCAGCCUGUGCACUUUAUCUGGACUUCUGUACGUGUUUCAGGGUGUUUCGAGCAAUAUGAAGGCUUGCCUUAUAGCAGCCUACACUUUUUAUGUCACCAAGAGAUUUGGAGUGCUUCAGUCUGUCCGCCGGCCCCUUAGAGUGAUGUGGGCCAUUGCCGGUGUGUGGGCGGUCAGCCUGGCCGUCAGUGUGUUACCUUUGUGCGGAUGGGGCAGCUUUACGCCAGCCUCUCUCGGGUGUUUCCCAGAGAGCGACAGUUUCUACAUCCUGCUGCUUUUCUCUUUAUAUUCCCUGUGUUUCUGCGGCUUGUUGUUUUUCUUUAUCCCCCUCACCUACCAGCUGCUGUGCUCCAGAGAACCCCAGAGGACUUUGCUGUACCCAAGCUAUCUGGAGAUGGCGAGGGGACUGAGUGGCUCUGCUCCCCUCUGUGAUCUCCAGUCAUUUUCCCGGGACAGCCUGAACAAAAGUUUCGGUGCCUACAACGAGCUGAGUCCAAGUUCUUGCGGGACAGAGCUCAGGGAGAAAGAGGACAGCUGUCUGUCCCCAGUGUCUGUCAACGGGCAGAGGACAGCCGCUGUAGAGGACACACCAGUGGUAUUUGCACAAAAACGCUUCUCCAUGAUCCUGGCUGUUGUCCGAGUUAUUUUAUGGAUGCCAAUGAUGACUUUGGUGCUGGUGCGCCACGCUCUGAAUGCACGAAGCUCAUCCCUGGAGACUCUGAGUUUCUUUCUCACUCUGCUUGCCCCUGCGGUCACUCCGUUAUUCGUGCUGUCUGAGCGCUGGAUCCACAUGCCAUGUGGUUGUUUCAUUAACUGCAAACGGGAUCCAGCACAGGAACCCUCAGUGAUGAAAAGAAGAUUUGAGUUCAACCUUUCCUUCCAGCAAGGUUAUGGAGUGUACAAGUUGUCGCAUGCCACCGUGUCUCAUAACAGCCUGCCCCUUGACAAGUCUGCCUAUCACAGUCUCUUUAACUGUGAUUUCCCGAAUACCCGUCUCGAUGCACUAGAAAGUGGCGGGCUCUCCAACCUGGGACCCCAUUUUGAUUUCAGCACCACCCGCCCUGUGGACAGCUCCUCUCAUGCAGACCUUCUGUUGGAGGCUGUAGCUGGGGGAGGAGAGGCGCUGGCCGACUGCCCUCCACUCCAUCACGAGAACAGCGGAGGUGAUGGUGACUUCCGCUGUGCCCCAUCGCUGCCCUCUCAUCAUCUGGAGCAGGACCACAACCUCAUUGACACGUCAUCUGUAUUCGAGGGGACGGAGAGGAGGCUGUCACAUGAGGAGUGUCGGAAAAUUGAGCUGACAGACUGGGAGUGGUGCAGGAGUAAAUCAGAGAGAACACCCAGACAGCGGUCGUCAGGCGGUCUGUCAAUCCCCCUGUGCGCCUUUCAGGGCACUGUUUCCCUGCAAGCACCCACAGGGAAGACCCUUUCUCUCUCCACCUAUGAAGUCAGCAGUGAUGGCCUCAAAAUCUCCCCCAAUAAUGCCAAGAAGGUGGAAGUGUAUCGCUCCAAGUCAGUUGGCCACGAGCCCAGUGCAGAUGAUCCAGGAUCAGGAGGCCAGACCGGAGACAUGAAUGUCAGCAGUGCAGGGAUGGGCAUGGAGAUAGGAAUGGGGAUGGGUAUAGGAGCUGGUGUAGGGGACACCAAUGUCAAGAUCCACCUCGAGGUUCUGGAGAUCUGUGACAAUGAGGAGGCCAUGGACAGUGUCUCUAUCAUCUCGAACAUCAGCCAGUCCUCCACGCACGCCCGCUCGCCAUCGCUGCGUUACUCACGGAGGGAGAAUCGCUUUGUCUCCUGCGACCUGGGCGAGACCGCUUCCUACUCUCUGCUCAUCCCAAGCGGCGGCAACCCGGAGUCAGAGACCAUCAAUAUCACUAUACCUGACACUGUGGAGGCUCAUCGGCAGAACAGCCGGCGGCAGACGCAGGAGAGCUCAGGGUAUCGUGAGGAGAUACAGCUGCUCAAUGAGGCUUACCGAAAGCAAGCUGGGGAGAGUGAAGAGUGACAUAUAUACAGGAAAAAAAAUAAGUGUUGAUUUGGAGGAGGUUGAAAGAGCACCUUUGACAGUGAAAGAUGAAAGAGAAAUUUCCUAAUCCUUCCAUGUUUACUUUAUUCUGAUCACCACACUAAUAGAACUGACAGGUGACCCAAAUAGAGCUUUAGCUAAAGAUAAUAAUGUCUGUUUUCCUACUCUUCAACUUCCUCUUUAGAUAGUAUCAUAAGAGCACACGCAUCACAUCUCUUUAGAGUGCAUAGAGAUAGAUUAGUUUAUGAAGGAAGCGGGGGAGAGACAGAGCAAAAGGAAAGGGAGGGUAGGAGACAGUAACUGAAUUCUAGCAGUGCAUCUGUAUUCCAUGCAAGGCUUUCAACAUAUGGCAGUCUGUCAUUAUAAAAUAGAUACAGCAAGACAGAAAUUCACUUAGAAGUGUAAAAAGAGGGAACCAAGGUCCGGUCACGUGUCUAAUUCGAAUCUGCUCCUGUAGACUACGUCACUGGUGACUCAGCUGUGAGGAGAGAGGUCACCUGACCCGUGUGUGUCUGACUCAUCUCAGUGUGUUGUUGUUGUGCAUUUUCGUUUGUGAGAAGUAGCCUUGCCCAUAAGGAUGAGGUUAUACAUACUGUAUGAGAGUAAUGGUUUGUGAUGUCGAAAAACCCCAAAACAUAGUCAUAUCUUUCCCUUAUAUGACAGUAUUUAUUCUACAUAUAUUUCUUUUAGUUACAAUGUGUUCAGCGUCUAUGUCCAUCAUGUUUACAUAAAUUAACGUCGCUACUAUCAAAUGAGAGAGGCAGACUGCUAUCCAGGCAGAAAAAUCUAAAACAGGUGGAGAGGAAAUUGAAAGGAGAGUCAAGCAUUUUGAGAUGGAGUGCAAGUGAUUACUGAAGAAGGGCGAUACUUAUGCAGAGCAGUUUUCUGCCUCUGCACGUUCAGUGCAAUUUAAAUGAGUGACACUGUGCAUAUUUUACUACAGUAUAUAGGCAGCAUAUGAAUGUACAUUCCAAAGCCACUUAGGGGAAUCAUCUCUGCCUGCUCAGUUCACUGCCCUUCCAAUCAGUGUGCCACAGGGGCCUCUCACUUUCUGUCAAAUACAUGCAUAAAUUCAGGACUGGAAUAAAAUUUACAUAGAUAGUAUUGUGUAUCAGAACUGUUUUUUUGAAUGGUUACAUGGUUACUAAAAAGAUGUAUCAGAAGCAUAUAAAUCUUUGUUCUCUUUCACAGGUGAUAUCAGUAUGUCAAUUCCUUAUAUGCACAUUUAUAUGUACAUGAGUGUGUAUAUGCAGUAACAUAGUAAAAUGGGUAUUUUAGAGUAACUUUAGAAUCUAUAUUUAUUUCAGUUUGUUUCAUGUUGGAGUCUUUCGUAUAUGAGCUGUUUUGUUGCUUGAUCUUCAACACAACAUCGGCACUUUGUGGACUUCAUUUCCAGGCUUUCAAAUUGUCCUUUAGCGAGCUCCCUUCAUCAGCUGCGACAUGUUCCAUCCCCCCUGAAGAAUGUUUUCAUUAAAGAUUUAUACCAGAAAAUUGCCUCCAACAGGAUUG
Scatophagus argus is the source of this 4202-nucleotide messenger RNA. Its product is annotated as probable G-protein coupled receptor 149. The transcript has 5 exons. Gene Ontology annotation, molecular function: neuropeptide binding; G protein-coupled receptor activity. NCBI's taxonomy places the organism in Eukaryota, Metazoa, Chordata, Actinopteri, Scatophagidae. Gene Ontology annotation, cellular component: membrane; neuron projection. The record is from RefSeq and is a predicted model, not a curated record. Bases 363 to 2672 code for a protein of 769 amino acids. Gene Ontology annotation, biological process: neuropeptide signaling pathway.